AUGGAGAUUGACCGGUAUGAGAAGGCUAGUCUUUUUGCAUUCACAGAGCGCUCAGACUUGCCGUACCUCAUUUUAUCAAUUAUCAGUAUGCUGGCUACCGCUGCAUGCUCUGCUGGACAAUCGAUAGUUUAUGGGCAAGCAUUUGAUAUACUUGGUUCAUUUAUUCGUGGAAGAAUCGACUCAAAAAUUUUUGUGCAAAAAACCGGUUUCACUUGUGGUAUGAUCGUCGUUAUAGGCGCUUCUAGAGCAGCUCUUAUAUGGUUUGGGACUAUGAUGAGUAUGAUUUUCGGGGAGAUUCAGGCGAGAAGAGCGAGAACGGCAGUGACAAAUCUGAUCCUUUCAAAGGAUUUGCUGUGGCUGGACCAAUCUGGAAACGUUAUUGGCGACCUUACCCAAGUAAAUCGAUGUGUGGAGGAGUUUCGAGAAGGUUUAUCAGAGGCUUUGGGUCAGUUUGUUCUGUCGGUCUCCACGGUUAUUUCGCUUUUCGUUACCGGAAUGAUAUACUCGUGGUCUCUCACUCUUGUCAUGAGUGCCACUUUUCCUUUGAUUUUCGGAAUUGGAUAUUGCUUCUGGCGGUUGAUGUACAGAGCUGUUGAAGCUGAAAACCACUGGUCGUCAAUGGCUUCGAACGUGGUGAAUUGGAUUGUCGCCAAGAGCUCGAUUGUACGCAUAUUCCAUGGCCAGAAAGCUGAAGCAGAUAAGUUUCACAUGUAUACUGCAAGCUCUGCUGCUUCGUUCACUCGUCUUUCAAAUUUGAGUGCUAUGAACGACGGAAUCAUCAAGACUAUAGGGCUAUCGAUGUGUGUUGAGGGCUUUUGGUAUGGGAUAACUUUGAUUAAAAAUCACUCUGCGACCAUACAGAAUGUGUUCACUGCCUUUAGCGCAUGCAUGAUGAUUGGUCCUGAAAUCUCUGAAGUCAGCGACCAGAUUUGCACUAUCAAUGAGGCCAAAGCGGGAAUUCUGCGGAUUCUCAGUGUUACAGGAACAAAGGAACAGGGCCAUAAAGUAGACUUGGGAUUAUAUCCAUCCAUUUCAAAAUACCUGGUAAGGCUACGGGAGGUCUCCUUUCAGUAUCAGCCAGAUUUAUCCUACUCGAUCGAACAUUUGAAUCUUGAAGUAAAGCAUGGAACUUUCUCGUUCAUCAUAGGACAAUCAGGUUGUGGUAAGUCGACCGUGGCUGACUUGAUGAUGGGAUUUCGGCGCCCAUUGGACGGAACCGUGAGUCUUGGAGAUAUUUCAAUGGACUUGUUAUCACGAAAAUGGAUAAACGAUCAUGUCACCUUGAUUCAACAAGACUCAAUCGUAUUUGAAGGUUCACUCAAAAACAAUAUCUGCUAUGCGAGACGAGAAGAACUUCCCCAGUCUACCAUUGAUUCUGCCUAUGAGUUUGCAGAGUUGGGUGAGCUAAUCUCUACAAUCGGUGGUGAAGAUGCUCCAAUUUCCUCAGACUCGAUUUCUGGAGGUCAACGACAACGAAUUGGUUUGGCGCGAGCGUGGGUCAGAAACACUCCUAUUCUUAUCCUAGAUGAAGCAUUGGGCUCCCUUGAUGGUUCUAGCCGAGCACGUAUGAUGGACCGUAUAAGAAGCUGGCGGAAAGGAAAGACGACCAUAAUUAUCACCCACAAUCUUCGUGAAAUUGAGUCUGACGACAACGUAAUCUUGAUGGAAAGAGGUAGCAUUGUACUCCAGGGCCGGUUGAAUGAGAUUCGAGACGAAAAAGAAUACUUGAGGUUUAAAGGUGAGGAAAGAAAAAAACGACAAUCAAUGGUCGAUGGUUCCAGCGCGGUUUCAGUCGAAGAAGUAAGCGUUGAUGAAGAAGAUGAAACCUCCGUGAAUGUCUUAUCUGCCUUGCGUAUACUAAGCGAUUGUCGGUCAUAUUUACCUCGGUGGUACAUUAUAGCAGCAGGGUUAAUAGGCUCUAUUUUCACCGGCAUUAUGACUCCAAUCUUUUCAUUUUGCUCUUCACAUAUGUUGAACAUCAUGAUAACUCCUCAUACCGAGAAGAAGGUGCUCGUUACAUGGUCUUGCUAUGCCUUGGUGGUGGCUUUGGCAACUGGAAUCUUCACGUAUCUUACUCAAUUUGUGAUGGCAUACGUCAGUGAACAGUGGAUUUUCAGAAUCCGACAAUCGGUUUUCCUGAAUCUUUGCUCUCAAGAAGUACAAUUUUUCACCAAAACCAACCCUACUUACCUCACGUCGCUUCUCAUGAACGAUACCCGUGAUCUUCGAUGCUUGAUAUCCCAGUGGCUUACCAUAUACACUGGGUUGGUAGUCAUGGUGGUAGUUGGUGUCGUAUGGGCUAUUGUCGUGGGAUGGAAAUUGGCCCUAGUGGGCAUUUCAUUUGGUCCCAUUUUAUUUGCAAUAACCUCGGGUUAUGCUCGUAUAAUGGAAGUUGCCGAGGACAGAUACAAGACCAGGGUAACAUAUUCCGAACAAUUGUCUCAAGAAUGUAUUUCCAAUCUUAGGACCAUCAUUUGCUUUGACUUGAACGAAAUGUUUAAAAUCAAGUCUUUUAACCGAGUUUCGAAGUUAGAGCAAGAGGGGAAAAGAAGAGCUGUCUACAUUGGAUUGGGUCUUGCGUUGACAGAUUUGUGUGCUUCGGCAUCUACUGCUACCAUACUCUACUACGGAAUGACAUUGAUUGGACUGGGCGAAUAUACCACCGGACAGUUUGUUCAAGUUGUGACAAUGCUCACUUUUGUCAUGACGACAGGGGCAACACUUUUACAUCAGAUUCCCGAGAUAGCUCGCGCUCAGCGGGUCGGAUCACAUAUAUCAAGGCUUUUGCAGCUCCCUAGCUCUACACUCGAAACUGGCGGAACAAAGUGUCCGAAUUACUUUCCUGUGAGUAGCUUGAUUGAGGUUCGACAUUUGACUUUUGGGUAUGUCCAGGGGUACCAGAUAUUUGAUGGACUCAGUUUCCAUGUCAACAAAGGAGAAGUUGUGGGCAUCGUUGGAAAAUCAGGAAGGGGUAAAAGCACCUUGUUCAAGCUUCUCUUGAAGUUGUGCAGUGUGAGACCUGGAACAAUAUUUGUUGGAGGAACAGAUAUCAAUUUGGUUUCGACUCUGUGGUGGAGAUCUCAGAUUGCAAUAAUUCCUCAGGAUGCUGACUUGUUUGAAGGUACGAUUUACGCAAACCUAACCUAUGGACUCGAAAACGGCAAUUUUUCAGCUGACGAGAUUGAUACUGUUCUCGAAAAAGUGAAUUUGUUAGACUUUGUUAAUGGUCUUCCAGAAGGGCUACAAACGAACAUCAGCGUCUACCCAAGUUGUUCCUUGAGUGGUGGACAAGCACAACGGCUUUGCAUUGCAAGGUCGCUUCUUCGCAAACCUCAAAUAAUGUUAUUUGACGAGUGCACUUCGAAACUUGACCCGGCGAACAAAGGAUUGAUAAUAGAGUUGAUGAAGGGUCGUCGCGAUAUGACAAUGUUAGUUAUAGCACAUGACAGCGAUGUCAUGCUGGUUGUCGAUAGGAAAGUAUAUAUAUAA
Molecule: messenger RNA, 3489 nt
Organism: Meyerozyma guilliermondii ATCC 6260
Lineage: Eukaryota; Fungi; Ascomycota; Pichiomycetes; Serinales; Debaryomycetaceae
Gene: HST6
Product: ATP-binding cassette alpha-factor transporter
Exons: 1
Coding region: 1-3489 (1162 amino acids)
Biological process (GO): transmembrane transport
Cellular component (GO): membrane
Molecular function (GO): ATP binding; ATP hydrolysis activity; ABC-type oligopeptide transporter activity
Source: RefSeq, a predicted model, not a curated record